GGAGGAGGUGGCGGCUGGGUCUGACGCGGCCCGGUUCUUGGGGGCUCCGCUUGUUUAUUUAUUUAUUUAUCGUGUGGGCCUCCGAGUGUACGCGCGCUCCACUACUUGGUGGGGAGGGGGUGGGGGGAGGGCCCGGGGAAAAGAGGGAGUUGGAACCGGGGUCGAAACGCCGUGUGACUUGUAGGUGAGGGAGCGCCGAGCCGUCGCCGCAGCCUCCGCCGCCGUGAAGCCCUUGUUCCCGCUGCUGGGAAGGAGCGUCUGGUGCCGACAAGAUGGCGGACGGGGAGCUGAACGUGGACAGUCUCAUCACCCGACUGCUGGAGGUACGAGGAUGUCGUCCAGGAAAGAUUGUGCAGAUGACUGAAGCAGAAGUUCGAGGCUUAUGUAUUAAGUCUCGGGAGAUCUUUCUCAGCCAGCCUAUUCUUUUGGAAUUGGAAGCACCGCUGAAAAUUUGUGGAGAUAUUCAUGGACAGUAUACAGAUUUACUGCGAUUAUUUGAAUAUGGAGGUUUCCCACCAGAAGCCAACUAUCUUUUCUUAGGAGAUUAUGUGGAUAGAGGAAAGCAGUCUUUGGAAACCAUUUGUUUGCUAUUGGCUUAUAAAAUAAAAUAUCCAGAGAACUUCUUUCUCUUAAGAGGAAACCAUGAGUGUGCUAGCAUCAAUCGCAUUUAUGGAUUCUAUGAUGAAUGCAAACGAAGGUUUAAUAUUAAAUUGUGGAAGACCUUCACCGAUUGUUUUAACUGUCUGCCUAUAGCUGCCAUUGUGGAUGAGAAGAUCUUCUGUUGUCAUGGAGGACUGUCACCAGACCUGCAGUCUAUGGAGCAGAUUCGGAGAAUUAUGAGACCCACUGAUGUCCCUGAUACAGGUUUGCUCUGUGAUUUGCUGUGGUCUGACCCAGAUAAGGAUGUGCAAGGCUGGGGAGAAAAUGAUCGUGGUGUUUCCUUCACUUUUGGAGCUGAUGUAGUCAGUAAAUUUCUGAAUCGUCAUGAUUUAGAUUUGAUUUGUCGAGCUCAUCAGGUGGUGGAAGAUGGAUAUGAAUUUUUUGCUAAACGACAAUUGGUAACCCUAUUUUCAGCCCCAAAUUACUGUGGCGAGUUUGAUAAUGCUGGUGGAAUGAUGAGUGUGGAUGAAACUUUGAUGUGUUCAUUUCAGAUAUUGAAACCAUCUGAAAAGAAAGCUAAGUACCAGUAUGGUGGACUGAAUUCAGGACGUCCUGUCACUCCACCUCGAACAGCUAAUCCACCGAAGAAAAGGUGAAGAAAGGAACUCUAUAAAGAAACCAUCAGAUUUGUUAAGGACAUACUUCAUAAUAUAUAAGUGUGCACUGUAAAACCAUCCAGCCAUUUGACACCCUUUAUGAUGUCACACCUUUAACUUAAGGAGACGGGUAAAGGAUCUUAAAUUUUUUUCUAAUAGAAAGAUGUGCUACACUGUAUUGUAAUAAGUAUACUCUGUUAUAAUAUUCAGCAAAGUUAAAUUCAAAUUCAAAAUUACCCAUUAAAGUUACAUCUUCACGUAUCACAGUUUUUAAAGUUGAAAAGCAUCCCAGUUAAACUAGAUGUGAUAGUUAAACCAGAUGAAAGCAUGAUGAUCCAUCUGUGUAAUGUGGUUUUAGUGUUGCUUGGUCGUUUAAUUAUUUUGGGCUUGUUUUGUUUGUUUUGUUUUGUUUUUGCUAGAAUAAUGGCAAAUAUUAAUUUUUUUUUCCCU
Panthera uncia (snow leopard) is the source of this 1706-nucleotide messenger RNA. It is a transcript of the gene PPP1CB, whose product is annotated as protein phosphatase 1 catalytic subunit beta. The transcript is spliced from 8 exons. Gene Ontology annotation, biological process: circadian regulation of gene expression; regulation of circadian rhythm. Bases 273 to 1256 code for a protein of 327 amino acids. Lineage: Eukaryota; Metazoa; Chordata; Mammalia; Carnivora; Felidae. The record is from RefSeq and is a predicted model, not a curated record. Gene Ontology annotation, molecular function: protein serine/threonine phosphatase activity. Gene Ontology annotation, cellular component: cytoplasm; nucleus.